Molecule: messenger RNA, 186 nt
Organism: Prunus armeniaca (apricot)
Lineage: Eukaryota; Viridiplantae; Streptophyta; Magnoliopsida; Rosales; Rosaceae
Source: the annotation of a GenBank genome assembly
AUGUCCCAUCCUCCCCCUCUACAACAUCAUCAUCAAGGAGCGGAGGUCGAGAAAUCAGCUCUGGCGAUUGUGUUCAAGAAGUGGUCGCGAGGUUGGGUCGCGGGUAAGGAUCAGGGGUGGGUUGCUGCUGAUACUGGGAUGGUCUAUAGGGAGAAGAAAAUACAGAGGGAAAGGGAGAGCACAUGA